This is a messenger RNA of Drosophila grimshawi, 619 nucleotides long. RefSeq lists its product as uncharacterized. The transcript is spliced from 2 exons. Lineage: Eukaryota; Metazoa; Arthropoda; Insecta; Diptera; Drosophilidae. The record is from RefSeq and is a predicted model, not a curated record. Bases 28 to 555 code for a protein of 175 amino acids.
UAAUAGAGAGGUUCUUCAAAUUUCGUUAUGAAGUUGCUUGCAAAUUUCAAUAUGGCAGCUCUUUCCUGUUGUCUAAUUGCAUUGACUCAUCUCCCAUUUGGCAAUGCUAGAGCCUUGGCCAGUGUCACAUUAGCAAAGAGUGUGGAAAGAAAUCAUACUAAUCAAACCAGUAAAGCAACCACUGAUGUUGCUCAAGAGAAUAAUCUGAGUAAGCGGAGUAAUGAUACGGCAGUGACAACAUUGCCAGCUCAAACCAAAUCCCCGCCAACCCAGCCAGGUAUUAUCCGCAAAAAACGCGAUACAAAAUUCACGUUGCCCUUUGAUUUUCAUACAAUUCAUCUGCCGUGCGAUUUGGAUCAGUCUGGCAGGGCCGAAAUAAUCGAAUAUUUUCCACACCAAUGCAUUUGGGUGUGGAACAAUAGAUAUGUGAAUGAGGACUUCUUUCGCGUCUAUAAGACAUACCAGCUGGAGGCAUUCUUCUUCGGACAGUAUCAUGAGCGCCUGAAGCGCUUCGAGCUCGAUCCACACACUUGGGAUUACUCAGAAGUCGAAUAAUUACAUAAAUGUAGUAGCAAAAAUUAAAAUUAAAUGUAUGUUUAGUGGAAAAAUAUAUAUAUUA